CUGUGUAUGGCGUUUCAGACUGGGUGCACAUGAGCCCCUCAAGUGCACUUUGGAUGGAAGGUACAAACCUAUAAGGGAUCCCGUGCUUGGGGCUGUACACUGAAGAUGACAGCCGAAAAUGAUUCAUGUAUUGCAGGCCCAUCUCUUACCUACCUGACCUGCCUCAUGCAGAUGUUUCUGGAUUGGUUAGGACUUGAGAAUUUGGAAGAUUGCCUGAACUACUUAGACUACCUCAUGUGGGUCUUCACACCACUGAUACUAGUAUUCAUACUGCCCUUCCUCAUUGUCAUUUUUCUCUACCUAUCCAUCCUCUUCCUCCACGUAUACAAGCGCAAAAAUGAACUGAAAGAAGCUUAUUCCAACAGUAUAUGGGAUGGUGCCCGGAAAACAUUGGCGACCCUAUGGGAUGGGCAUGCUACAAUAUGGCAUGGUUAUGAAAUUUAUGGCUUGGAAAAGAUCCCUGAGAGCGGACCAGCAUUAAUUGUGUACUAUCAUGGUGCUCUUCCUGUAGACUACUAUUACUUUGUAGCAAAGGUCAUUCUUCAGAAAGGCAGAACAUGUCACUCAGUCGGGGAUCACUUUCUUUUCAAAAUACCAGGCUUUAAACCACUCCUUGAAGUAUUUAGUGUCAUUCAUGGACCAAAGGAAGAAUGUGUGAAAGCUCUCAGGAAUGGCCACCUACUAGCUAUUUCCCCAGGAGGGGUACGGGAGGCCUUGCUUAGUGAUGAAACCUACACCAUCAUAUGGGGGAAUCGGAUAGGAUUUGCACAGGUGGCAAUUGAUGCUCAAGUGCCCAUCAUUCCAAUGUUUACACAAAAUGUCCGGGAGGGAUUCCGGUCUCUCGGACGCCUAUGGAUUUUUCGAUGGAUGUAUGAGAAAUUUAAAUUUCCAAUAGUUCCUAUUUAUGGUGGUUUUCCUGUGAAAUUUCGCACUUAUCUUGGUGAUCCCAUCCAGUAUGAUCCCAGUUUAACAGCCAGUGAACUGGCUGAGAAGACAAAAUAUGCCAUUCAGUCUCUGAUCGACAAGCACCAAAAAAUCCCCGGAAAUAUCUUUCGUGCCCUGCUGGAAAGGUUUCACAGCAGACAGAAAGAAGAUUAAAGUGCACUUUGUAUUUAGACCUUCAUCAUUUAAUAUAUAAAACAUUUUAUAGUUUUUACUUGGAUUUAACAUCCUUCUUUCUAUGGACAUUUUAUGUGAUUACUGGAACAACUAUUUUUUUAAUGUAACACAAACAUGGACAUAAUACUUAUCUUCAAAAUUUCUUGAAAUGUUUUCUUGUCAAAUGUCUUAGCUGUUGAGCCACUGCUGUAUUCUGUGCAUGUUUCUAGAUAGGGAAUGUUUAUAUCUGUUUAUGCACAGACAAUAA
Molecule: messenger RNA, 1366 nt
Organism: Nanorana parkeri
Lineage: Eukaryota; Metazoa; Chordata; Amphibia; Anura; Dicroglossidae
Gene: TMEM68
Product: transmembrane protein 68
Exons: 7
Coding region: 106-1098 (330 amino acids)
Cellular component (GO): membrane
Molecular function (GO): acyltransferase activity
Source: RefSeq, a predicted model, not a curated record